This is a messenger RNA of Anopheles cruzii, 957 nucleotides long. RefSeq lists its product as uncharacterized. Bases 4 to 957 code for a protein of 317 amino acids. The record is from RefSeq and is a predicted model, not a curated record. NCBI's taxonomy places the organism in Eukaryota, Metazoa, Arthropoda, Insecta, Diptera, Culicidae. The transcript has a single exon.
UGGAUGCGGCGCAAGCAAACUGAGGAAUUUGAAAAAUGCGCGAACAAAGAGAACAAAGUGCAUAGGGCACUGGCGGAAACAGAAAAUAUGGAUCAAAGCGGCAAUAGGACGAAGACAAUCAAAUUAGAAAGAACUUGCAUCGUUCUAAUUGAGCCGUUGCAGUUGAACAACCAUUUACCGCUCACCGCCGAGAAUUCGGUACUGACAAAGGUUGAAAAGCAACCUGUUCCAAUUACUCCCCAUCAGUUGAAGGCUGCCCAGCGGUUGUCACUCUUCAAUUUAAUCCAAGACUACGAUGGGACUGACCCAGACGACUUUCUUGCAUAUUGCACUAAGCAGAUGGAACACAAAACUUGUGCAAACGUUCAGCUUCUCACUGUCGAGCAAGCGGACACCGAUCUUUGGCAUGAACUACGCAAAGGUCGCAUCACUGCCUCACGCAUGUACGAAGCAUCCCGUUGCACGAUGCUAAACGGAUCGCUGACGAACAAGGUGAUGGGUGUAUCCUCCGGAUUUUCCUUCGCCAUGAAACGAGGCACGGACCUAGAGGGGCACGUUUUGGUGGAACUGCAGAAGGAGUUCCCGUCUCUGCGUAGCAUUGGGCUCAUACUCGAUCCAAACCAUCCGUGGAUGGGUGCGUCGCCAGACGGCAUCAGCGACGAUUUUGUGCUUGAAAUUAAAUGCCCGUAUACGGCAAAGACUCGCGCUUGUUAUGUGGACGUGAGCAAAUUAUCGAAAAAGUAUUUUGCCCAAAUUCAGCUUCAGAUGCAUAUGACGCGCAAGACGAAAGCGCUUCUUGGGGUAGCGGCGCUGGAUUUCGAGAGAACAAGAAACGUGACUAAAGUUUGGAUUGACUACGAUAAGUCGUACGUCGAAGCCAUCAUGGCCGAAUCGUACGAAUUUUGGUCUAAAGCAGUGUUUAAGGCGUUGCAGAAAAAGCGAAAAAAUAAUAAAUAA